AGUGACGUAGUAUAGACUCCGCCCAUAACGCAACGCAACCGGGGGAACCUCCGAGAGAAGAAGCCAAACAAUGGGCCACUGAAUUAUCCCGAGAAAAUACAGUCAGCCUUUACAUCGGAGGAGCUUCAGCUCCGCGGGGAUUGUUAGAUCAGGUUUACAGCUUUCCAAACGCUGAAGUGCGGAAGGAUCGGCUGCAGUUUGGAGGAGUUAUCCGGCUGGGUUUGCUGUAUUAUUAAUGCCUGAGUGUGCCGAUGAUAAAGCAGGACGCAGGCAGAUAAACAGGCGGCUCACUGUUUCUCACUUUUCUGCCAUCUGGAUCACCAGACGACACAUCUGAGGACCUUUCACCGUCGACUGGUUUGAUAACGUCUGUCGUUUAACCUACUGGAGCCGUUACUGUGGCUGUCUAGUACUUUGAAAGCGUUGUGAGAAGCACUGGACUGGACUACAGUGGACUGGACUGGAUUAGAGACUAGACUGGACUGGACUGAAGUGGAGCAGAGCAGAGAAGGACUCAGUGACCGUGUGCACUGGUGAUCUGCAGGUGUUGUGAAUAAUUGAGUUGUAAGAUGAGCUCAGAGGAGGCCACAGCUCCAGCCAAAACAGCCAACGAUGACGAUGGCAUGUCGUGGUGGUACCGGUGGAUCUGCAAAAUUGCUGCUGUCCUGGGUGGCAUCUCUUGUGCAGUGAUGGGGGUUUGGAACUGUGUGACGGUGCACCCCUUAAACAUCGCUGCAGGAGUCUGGAUGGUGUUGACGGCAUGUGUGCUGUUCAUCUGCGAGGUGCCGUUCUGCUGUCAGUUCGUGGAGUUUGCGAACGCGGUGGCGGACCGGGCGGACCGCAUGCGGCCCUGGCAGAAAGCGCUGCUCUACUGCGGGAUGGCCCUCUUCCCCGUCUUUCUGAGUCUGACCCUGACCACUCUGUUUGGGAACGCCAUUGCCUUCGCCACCGGAGUGCUCUACGGACUCGCAUCCCUCGGCAAAAAGGGCGAUGCGGUCAGCUAUGCCCGGCUGCAGCACCAGAAACAGGCUGACGAAGAGAAACUGGCCGGUACGACAGACGGCGCGGCCCCGUGACCCCGCCUCCUCCUCCUCCGUUAUCCCUCGUUCUUCUACCUCUCCCACCCCUCUCUCCGUCUCCCUGAGACUCCUGCUCUUCUGCGUUCAGUGAUUUUGUGAUUUUAUUUAUGUGGAAUUUUCUUUUUUUUUCUUUUGAAACAUCAGGGUUGAGCUCUCGAGUUGUUUUGUUGUUGUUUUGGAAGGUGGCUCUGGUUUGAUGGGCUGUAAGUUCUCUUCCUUAUUUAUCCGUAACUUAUGAAGCAGACACUAAAUCAAGAGUAACCUCACGCUCCCAUGUCCAAACAGAAGAGCAGAAUGCAUGUCACUGACGUAUCGGUCAUCUCCUGUCCAUCUGUCACUACACCUUUACUCACCGAGGGUACUGGGAAUGUCAGCCAAUGAGACUUUUCUACCAAACGCCGUCAAAUCCGUGAUAUUAGAGCUAGAAUAAUGUUAGUUUUCCUCCAGUGGAAGUGCAUGUGUGGUUGGUGUGGUCAUUUAAAGAGGGCUUUAGCUGCGUAACUAACCCUACUGGACGACUUUCGUGUGUGCGUACGAGUGUGUGCUCACUGAUCUGCCUUUACACACGUUUCCUGCUGCAAACGUCGCUCGUGAUUAAAGAGAAGAAUGUACGCUUCACUAUGCUGCUCUAACUCCACGACACCCACCUUCUCUCUUUAUGACUUCUCACAAAAGAGAGCGUAGCUAAGACUGGAGAUUGAGUGUAUUCGAGUCCAGUCUGGCUCCAAAGUGCACACGGCUGAGGAGAAACAUGGUCUUAUGGGGGAACUCCACCGCUUUUUCAAAAUUCCUGCAUAAUUAAGUGGUUGGGAUGUAAACAGUGAUUCAGAGUGGUUUGGUGUGAAAUGGUUCAGA
Messenger RNA from Colossoma macropomum (tambaqui), 1934 nucleotides. RefSeq names its product calcium channel flower domain containing 1 (gene cacfd1). Lineage: Eukaryota; Metazoa; Chordata; Actinopteri; Characiformes; Serrasalmidae. The transcript is spliced from 6 exons. The coding region runs from base 570 to 1076 and encodes 168 amino acids. Gene Ontology annotation, cellular component: membrane. The record is from RefSeq and is a predicted model, not a curated record. Gene Ontology annotation, biological process: vesicle-mediated transport.